This is a messenger RNA of Stegodyphus dumicola, 894 nucleotides long. RefSeq lists its product as uncharacterized. Gene Ontology annotation, cellular component: super elongation complex; nucleus. The record is from RefSeq and is a predicted model, not a curated record. Gene Ontology annotation, biological process: regulation of gene expression. Lineage: Eukaryota; Metazoa; Arthropoda; Arachnida; Araneae; Eresidae.
GAGAGAUAUCAGAUUUGAGAGUCUUGUCAUUAUGAUGUUUGUUAAUGAAGAAUUUGAAGAAUCUCAACCAGUUUUCUCUGAACCAAAAAAGAACAUACUUACAUCACUUAGGAAAUACUUUUGGAGACCCCAACGCUAAUAUGGUAGGUUCAUCCUGAAACCGAUGAUGAAAUGGCCCGUCGAAUCAAGAGCAUGCUUGGCGAAUAUGUCCAUAAAGGUGAUUUUCCUGCAAGUGAUCGGAGUGGUCCUGUUAAGAAAGAAGUAAAUAGCACAUUACCUCAUGUAAAAUCAUUUCCAAAGUGCUCUGAAAUGGAGGCAUCAGAUCCAGAUUCUACUCUGUGUAGAGAAGCAAUGGAAGAAUUGUAUAAAAAUAAUCAGUGUGACAAAAAUUCUAAUGAUAAAGCUAUAGCUUCUACUGCUAAUGAAAUUUCUCAUAUCAGUGAUAAAAAUUCAGUGUCAGAGCAAAUCUCGGAAUCCAGUUCUCGUAGGUCAUCGCUGAAGAGACAGUGCAAGGAAAAAAUUAGUCUUCUUGAUUAUAAUCCCAUGUUUAUGAUUAGGACUAAGAGAACAAAAUCAAGCUCAUCAAGCAAAUCAAAAUCUAUUGGAAAUGCUGAAGAGAGUAAAACAGAUAAUUCAGAAAAGUGUAAUUUGCCUUCCUUGGCUAAUCCUAUUCCUGUCUCUAAUACACUGAGAGCUUAUGAAGGAAAUUCAGUUGAUAAGAACUCAUGUCAGUUGAGCUGAAACCAAGACUGUGCUAUUGCUACCAGAGUAUACAUAUCUUUGUAAAGCUUGAUGAAAGUGCAUCUUUUGUGUGUUAUACAGAUAGAGAAGAGAUAUCAGUUGUAAAUGCAUGCCAUGAUUAAAAUUUUUAACAAGCAAAUUUAUUAAUGCCAA